This is a messenger RNA of Cydia amplana, 1305 nucleotides long. RefSeq names its product trypsin-4-like. NCBI's taxonomy places the organism in Eukaryota, Metazoa, Arthropoda, Insecta, Lepidoptera, Tortricidae. Gene Ontology annotation, biological process: proteolysis. The coding region runs from base 85 to 1305 and encodes 406 amino acids. Gene Ontology annotation, molecular function: serine-type endopeptidase activity. The transcript has 7 exons. The record is from RefSeq and is a predicted model, not a curated record.
AGUUUGUUUUCAGCCUUCCACGCAGCCAACAAGAACUUGGGCAUCUACGGCGGGCAGAAUGUCUCCAUCCAGGACAACCCCUACAUGGCCGCGAUAUUCGUCGAAGACGGCGAUGAUUUCGAUUUCCUGUGUGGAGGUUCUAUCGUCCAUAAACGUUUUAUUCUCACUGCUGCGCAUUGCUUUGAGGAUACGAAAGCGACUGCAAUAAGGGUUCUGGUCGGAACACACACCUUGUAUGAAGAAAACGGAAUAUUUUACGAAGUGAAAAAGAAGAUUUGUCAUAAAGGCUACAAUGGAGAAGUUAAUGAUAUAUGCCUGUUGAAAUUAAAGGGGCAUAUUGAGUAUGGCGCCAAGAUGGCAAAAAUUACGCUGCCCGAUAAAGACUUCCAGUUAGAAGCAGGUGUGCUGGUUAAUGUCACCGGAUGGGGGAGAACAGACGAAUAUUACUACCCGAAAACUCUCCGUCAAACUACGGUACCUAUCGAGUCGCCAGACAGCUGCCGCAAUGAAUACGAGGAACUGACUGACACCUUCAUCUGCGCUGGGUCGAGAGGCCACGACGCUUGCAAGCUUACUUCUCAUUUACUUUCAGCCUUGCAUACUUUGGAUGCUCACAACUUGGGUAUUUAUGGUGGGCAUGCUAUCUCUAUUGAAGACGCGCCAUACAUGGCGGCUUUGUUUGGAGACUAUUAUGGAUUCCGGUACUUUUGCGGAGGAUCCAUCAUCCAUGAAAGAUUUAUUCUGACUGCAGCUCAUUGCAUAAGGAGUAUCGAAGACACGUCUUCAAUAAAGGUUCUGGUGGGUUCCGACAAUUUAGAACAGAAAUCCGGAUUCUUUAUAGACAUGGAAAAGCAGCUUUGCUACAAGUCAUUCAUCCCUUUUGGUAACAUAAAUGAUAUCUGCCUCUUGAAAUUGAUGGAGCCUAUACGGUUUGGGAACAAAGUGGCGAAAAUUUAUCUGCCUGAUGAAGAGCUGAAGGUAGAAGAAGGAGUUCAGGUCAACGUUACUGGAUGGGGUUCAACUGACGGAUAUUAUUAUGAGAACAACCUCCGCCAAGUGACAAUACCGGUUGAGUCGCAGGACAACUGCCGGAAAACCUACGUGGAUCUGACUGACUACAAGAUUUGCGCGGGAACGGACGGCCAUGAUGCCUGCUGGGGUGACAGCGGUGGUCCACUAACAUACAACAACGUACAGAUCGGGCUCGUCUCGUACGGCGAAGGAUGCGGCCAACAUUCCUCAGUGUACACCAGGGUGUCCAAAUACGUCAAGUGGAUCAGCAAGACCAUCAAGCAGAAUCUAUAA